Messenger RNA from Poecilia reticulata (guppy), 1237 nucleotides. It is a transcript of the gene lcmt1, whose product is annotated as leucine carboxyl methyltransferase 1. Gene Ontology annotation, molecular function: protein C-terminal leucine carboxyl O-methyltransferase activity. Gene Ontology annotation, biological process: C-terminal protein methylation. The record is from RefSeq and is a predicted model, not a curated record. Lineage: Eukaryota; Metazoa; Chordata; Actinopteri; Cyprinodontiformes; Poeciliidae. Gene Ontology annotation, cellular component: cytosol.
CGCUGUCCGCACUGCCUCCGGCCGCCUUCCAGGCCGGUCUCAUGCUGCACCCAUAGCCGAGGCUCUGGGUCACCGAUGGCCGCCAGGCAGCCUUUCGCGGACGCGGACACUGCGGAUGAAGCGGUCCGAGCCACCUGCGACGAUGCGACCACCUGUAAAAGGUUUGCCACCAGUAAAGGCUACUGGAAGGACUCCAGCCUGCAGUACUUUGUGAGGAACGUUGGGGAGAGGAAGGCACCCGAGAUCAACAGAGGGUACUACGCCCGGGUUCAGGGGGUCAACCUGCUGCUGGACGCCUUCCUAAAGAAAACCCAGGGCCACUGCCAGGUGAUCAACCUGGGCGCCGGCCUGGACACCACCUUCUGGAGGCUGCAGGAGGUAAACCAGUUGCCAAGAAAGUUGUUUGAAGUUGACUUUCCGACUGUUGUGGCUCGGAAAAUCCACCACAUAAAGACAAAACCCCCUCUGUCCAAACCCAUCAUCGAUGUUCACUCCACUGACUCCUUACUGCUGGAGUCUCAUGUUCUGGACUCGGACCGGUUCUGCAUCAUCGGAGCCGACCUCAGAGACGUGCCCGGCCUGGACGAGAAGCUGAGGCGCUUCCAGCUGGACCCGGAGUUGCCCACGCUGCUGCUGUCAGAAUGCGUCCUGGUCUACAUGAGCCCGUCCCAGUCCGCCAGCCUGGUCCACUGGGCCGCUCAGACGUUUCACACCGCCAUGUUUAUAAACUACGAACAGGUGAACAUGAGCGACCGCUUUGGUCAGGUGAUGAUUGAGAACCUGCAGAGGCGGCACUGUGCGCUGGCCGGGGUGGAGCUGUGCCAGUCCCUGGACUCCCAGAAGGAUCGUUUCCUGAGGGCCGGCUGGGAUCAGGCCAACGCUCUGGACAUGAUGGCGGUCUACAGCGUCCUCCCUCAGGACGACGUGGCCAGAAUCGAGCGUUUGGAGUUCCUGGAUGAGAAGGAGCUGCUGCAGCAGCUGCUGCAGCACUACUGCAUCUGCUGGGCCUCCAAGGACCGGCUCAACCUGGGGCUGUCGCAGCUGGCCUUCUGAGGGUCAAAGGUCACGGUCGGGUUGCCAGAGUCAGCAGGAGGAGCAGCAGGGGAAGAGGACGCUCUGAUCACCUGGGAGCUGUGGGGUCAGAGGUCACACUGGAACCACAUGCUGGAAAAACUUAAACGAGAAUAUUUAAAAAUGUUUAACAGAAUCUGCUGGAAAUAAAGACUGAGAGACGAGA